AUGUUUUCGAAAUUCGAUAUGGGCAAUGAAUCUGAAAGUGGUAAAUUGGAUAUAACUCUUAUGCAUCGACCAGGUAAUGAACUGAAUCGACUGACACAAAAAAAUCUUCAAAAAUUGCUCUAUGAUGAAAUUCCAAAUAUUAAUGAAACACACAAGUCACAUGAUAAUUUUGCAAAUUAUUUACGUAAUCAUGAUACACAAGUACUUUAUGUAAAACCACUUCUACUUGAAACACUUAAUUAUAGUAUGAAAGCUCGUCAUACAUUGAUUAAAGGAAUUAUUGAAAAUACUUUAUUUAAUAUAAAUAAAAAAAAUCAAGAAUUAUUAAUUUCUCUUCUUCAAUGGUUAUUAGAACGCACACCUGAACAAUUAGUUGAAAAUGUUAUAACUGGUGUAGCGUGUACAAAAAAUGAAUUAGGAAACUCAAAUUAUGCUAACACUCUUUUGAAAACGUUUGAUCAAAAUGAUGAAUUUAUUGUUCCACCAUUACCUAAUCUUUUAUUUACACGUGAUGCUUUUUCAAUCAUUGAAAAAAAUGUUUUUAUUUGGCAUAUGGCUAAACCAGCUCGACAAAAUGAACCUCUUAUUAUGCGUGUCAUUUUUCAAUAUCAUCCACAAUUAUCAGCCUCUGGUUUGAAUAUUGUUGAAUGGGAAACAGAUAACAAUAAUCAUGAAUAUUCAACCAUUGAAGGUGGUGAUGUAGCGUAUAUUGGUGAAGGAAUUUUGCUCAUUGGUUGUAGUGAACGAACAAAUCGAAAUGGUAUUGAAACACUUGCACGUACAGAUCUUUUCCAUAAAGUUAUUGCUAUUGCUAUACCACCACAACGUGAUUAUAUGCAUCUUGAUACUAUUAUUUCUACAAUUGGUAAACAUGCGUUUACUUUACAUAGUUUAUUAGCAAAUAAAAUGGAAGUAUUUACAGUGGAAACUCAUGAUCUUAAUAACAAUAUGCUUCCUAAACCAAUAUGGGUUUCACAUGGAUUUGAUAUUCGUCAAGCACUUCGAGAGUUACUCAAUGAUCCUGAAUUAAUAUUUUAUGAUGCUGAAGAUGAACAAACAUCUAUUAUAGAACAACAAAAAUGUCGUCAUAAUGUAUUAGCACUUGAUGAUUGUCAUGUUGUAACUUAUGCAGGUGGUGAUUUAGAAAAAGGUAUUGUUGCUCAAAUGAUCCAGAACAAUGCUUGUAAAGUUGGCUUGAUUCCAACUGAAGGUUUAAUAGAAGGCUGUGGCGGUAUGCAUUGUAUGACAAACCCCAUUCGGCGGAGACGUUGA
Messenger RNA from Rotaria sp. Silwood2, 1272 nucleotides. NCBI's taxonomy places the organism in Eukaryota, Metazoa, Rotifera, Eurotatoria, Philodinida, Philodinidae. The record is from the annotation of a GenBank genome assembly.